AUGGCCUUGAUCCCCUCGUUCGGCCUGGGCUCCAUCCUCCAGGUCAGCGUCCUGAUGCUGAACGCCAUCGCCAUCCUGUCGGAAGACCGCUUCCUCGCACGCAUCGGCAUGUCGUCCACGACGCACGACCCGGCAUUCGGCGCCGGACCGGGCGGCGACCAGAGCUUCAAGUACAAGCUCAUGAACAUGAUCGCCAGCGUGCGCAUGGUCACGAGGAUUCCGCUCAUACUUGUAAAUACGUUGAUAAUAAUCUACGAGCUCGUGUUGGGUUGA
Messenger RNA from Truncatella angustata, 273 nucleotides. Its product is annotated as yos1-like protein. The coding region runs from base 1 to 273 and encodes 90 amino acids. Gene Ontology annotation, cellular component: endoplasmic reticulum membrane; COPII-coated ER to Golgi transport vesicle; Golgi membrane. The record is from RefSeq and is a predicted model, not a curated record. The transcript has 2 exons. Gene Ontology annotation, biological process: endoplasmic reticulum to Golgi vesicle-mediated transport. NCBI's taxonomy places the organism in Eukaryota, Fungi, Ascomycota, Sordariomycetes, Amphisphaeriales, Sporocadaceae.